AUGUCUUGGAAACGACCAACAUCAGUCCCGUACCCAAAUAUUUGGUGCACGUUCGAAGCACCGGACCCGGAUCGAGAUGACGGUGGAUUAGCGACGUACAGGGUGGAGGACCUCACGAAGGAUCGCUUUGAAGACGCUAUUAAACUAUACACGGAGCACUUCCUCGACGAUGAACCUCUUAGCCAGUACGGCAGAAGUGUGCAAAAGCAAGAAGGAAAGGCAAAUACCAGAACUGUCACUUUCUGGAGGAAUUGUCUUAACGAACGGAUGUCAGUUGCAUGCUAUAAGGACGGAUCAAUGGAAUUGGUCGCUGCCAAUCUGCUGUCUGUGAAGCAGGCCAACUGUAAAAAAGAUAUUGAUGUCCAGGCACUUUCCGAAACUGGACGAAAGAUUGUAGCAGUAUAUGAUUAUAUGACCGAUACAGGGAACCUCUUCCAGCGCCACGCCGUGGACAAGUACCUCGCUGCGUAUGGUUUGAGUGUCAACAGUCGAUACCGCGGUCGGGGGAUUGCGACAGAGAUUCUCAAAGCCCGUAUUCCUAUUUGUAAAGCAUUCGGACUGCGACUUACUAGCACCAACUUUACGGCCAUCGGCUCGCAAAAAGCGGCAAUGAAGGUUGGCUUUAAAACGGAUCUAGAAAUGCGAUACGACGAAUUCGUGAAGGUUAACCCAAGCUACACAUUCGAAGGCAUUAAGAGCACCAGCAUCAAGCUCAUGAGUUUAGUGAUCGAAUGA
This is a messenger RNA of Anopheles coustani, 735 nucleotides long. RefSeq lists its product as uncharacterized. The record is from RefSeq and is a predicted model, not a curated record. Gene Ontology annotation, molecular function: N-acetyltransferase activity. The transcript has 3 exons. NCBI's taxonomy places the organism in Eukaryota, Metazoa, Arthropoda, Insecta, Diptera, Culicidae. The coding region runs from base 1 to 735 and encodes 244 amino acids.